AGAGUAAAGUGAAGAGAAUUUAGAACAUCAAGUUAAAGUUUGACUUAUUCAAGAAUAGUACAAGCUCAUAUACUAUUGAUCAAUAUGACAGAUCCUGAUCAAUCUGCAUCAAGAGAAGGUCUCCAUCCUCAUGAUGAAACAACAGGAACAUUUAAACCUGCAUCAAAACAUGAGUUCCGUGCUAGUGUGUUCCAGACCAUGAUAGAAGGUUAUAAAACAAUGACCUUGGCUUUGGGGUACAAACUUGGAUUAUUUGAUGUUAUGGCUAAUUUAGAAGUCCCAGCAACUGCAGAGGAAAUAGCUCUUAAAGCGAAUUGCCGAGAGAAGCAAACUGAUGAAUGGUUGCGAGCAAUGUCAUCUGAGGGCUAUAUUAAAUAUGACCUGGACACCAAGAGGUACACCCUUCCACUAGAACACAGCAAGUCUUUUAAAGAAAAUACAGGAGGACAUAACAUUGUCACUUUAUUUCUCGAGGGAUUAUCAGUUCUAGCUUGUGCUUUUGAAGACACUGCAGCCUUGUAUAAGAGAGAUGGUCCAGAAUUUCUCCCACCCGCCUCCAAGAAUGCUGUUGCAGAAUGGAAGAAGAAAAUAUACACCAUGCCUGAGUGGAGUGAGGAAUCAGUUGCUGCUUUCGUUGACUCCACGCCUGGCCUUAAAGCCAAAUCAGAGGAAGGCAUACAGGUCUUAGAUAUAGGAUGUGGCACAGGUAGCUUAAGCAUCAAGAUGGCAAAACUGUUCCCGAGAUCAGAGGUUAAAGGAGUGGACUUGUCAGAAGAAUCUAUCAAGAAAGCAAAAGAGAAUGUUAAUGUGCCAAAUGUAUCCUUUGGAACAGCUGAUGCAACUGAACUGGACUCUAACUGGACAGAGAAAUUUGAUUAUGUUGUGUCUAGUUUUGUGCUCCAUCAUGUUUCCCCACUUACAACUGCUCUUGGUGAGAUAAGGCGUGUAUUGAAACCUGGGGGGUGGUUGUCUGUGAUGGAGUUUGCUGAGGAAGGCAUUAGCCAUGGUGAUUUCUACAUGAAAACUGCCCAUUCUGUUGAGGUAUUGGCUCAGGUUGAAAGUGAAGGGGCAGAGCAUCACCAUGGUGAUCAUGGUCAUCACCAUGGUGAUCAUGGUCAUCACCAUGGUCAUCACCAUGGUAAUCAUGGUCAUCAACAUGGUGAGGAAAAAGUGAAGCCAAGUGGUUCUAUUAUGCAUGGCCUAACUGCAGUGGAAUUAAAAGAGCGUGGUCCUGUGUGCAGGGUGAAUGCUGACACCUUGAGCAUGGCUGGCUUUGUUGACCUCCAAAUACUGGAGCAACCAGAAGAUGAAUUCAAUCCACAUUAUUUUCUGAAGAAACCCCUCUAAAGCCACUCAAACAAUUGGUUUUAACAUUCCAAUAUAAAUGAAAACCUACCUGAGUAUAAGCUCU
Messenger RNA from Owenia fusiformis, 1411 nucleotides. NCBI's taxonomy places the organism in Eukaryota, Metazoa, Annelida, Polychaeta, Sabellida, Oweniidae. The record is from the annotation of a GenBank genome assembly.